UAAAAUGUAGGUUUCAGAUAAGCAAUAAAUCAGUUUUUCGAAGUUUAAACCAGAUACUUCAUUGUUAUUUCACUUUAUAAAGUGUAAUUGUUCAGGGAUAUAAAAUUUCAUAAUAGCUUUUAACUUUUUAUAUCAACUUAAUGUACGCGUAUAUCACAUAAUUUGAUAUUCAAACAGAUUUAAUAUCUUAACAGACGGAUAUUUACGACAAAAUUCAAAAUGGCUACGGGUGGUAGCUUUUCUAGAACAUUGGAGGGCGGACACGAACCUUUUUAUGACUUUCCGUGUUCGCCAUGUGAGAACGAAGGAAAGAACAUGGAGGCUGUCAAAUAUUGUGAGGAAUGCUUCGUCUACAUGUGUGAUUCUUGUGUCAGGGGUCACAACAGAUUUCCGCUCAACACAAGACACAAAUUAUUGGACCAAAGCCAGUUUGGGAAAGUGGCCCAGACUAAACUUGUUUCAUUUCCGACGAAACGAUGUUUGAAACAUCCUGGUGAAAUCAUUAACAUCUAUUGUGGCGACCAUGAUGUCGUCUGCUGUAGCUCGUGCAAGGUUCUCGAGCACAGCAACUGUGCUGAAACCGAACAUUUGAUAGACGCGGCCAAGGGUAUAAAAAAAAGCAAUGAGUACCAAACUAUCAAACAAGAAACACGUGCCCUCCUGAACGACGCCGUUAGAGUUCUUGCAGACCGGAAAGCUGAUAUUUCUCGUAUCGAGAAUGAAAGAAAAGAUGUCAAGAAAAUUAUUGCUGAUUUUAGAAAGAAAGUAAAUAAGUACUUUGAUGAUAUGGAGCAAAAAACUCUCGAUGCUUUACAUGAUAAAGCGGAAAUUAUCGUAAGCAGUUGCGAACAAGAUACAAAAGAUCUUACCGUCAUGAAAUCAACAGCUGAGGACAUGCUGAAGCAGCUAGAGUCAUUCAAGGAAGAUAAUGAGUGUGAUCUCUUUGUACAAGUCAAAACCGACAAGAAAUUCUUAAGUAAUGCUAUUCAGGAAGUUCUUAAUAUCUCAAAGAAGAUACGGAAAGAUGCUAUUAACUUUAGAAUCGACCCGAAAAUCGAGCCAUACCUUAGUUCACUUGAAAGUUUGGGCACCUUUACAGAUAUCCCUGUAAACGUUGGUCAACUUUCACUAGCAACCACAUACAGACAUGUCAGCCAGUCACGUGCAUCUACGCCAUCCUCGCAGACGUCUCAGGAUAAUCGUGCUCCGCUUCCUAAAUACAGAAUACAGCUGUAUGGUAAUUUUGAUGUAAAGGAGAAAUCUGAUUCUAGUGUAUGUUAUGUAUUAGACAUCUGUCAGCUGUCAGACGGAACUAUCCUUAUUGCUGAUUUUGACAACAGCAAGCUGAAAAGACUAGAUCAGUCAUAUAAACUUCUCGAAUCGCUUCGACUGCCCGGCGGUCCACUUGGCAUGUGUAAUGUUGGUUCUAAUGAGGUUGCUGUGUCUCUGCUUAAUGCUAAGAAAGUUCAGUACAUAUCUGUAAAAAAGAAACUGACACUGAAGAGAUCAUUCAGUACAGGUAACUGCUGUAGAGGAAUGGUUUAUGUUGAUGAUAAACUGUAUGUCUGUUGUGGUGAUUCACGUGAUUCAUCUUCCGGUUGUAUAGAAGUGUAUAACAACGCUGGUCAGCUACAUCAUUCUAUAAGUGGAUUAUCUUCCGUUCCAGCAUACACCACAGUCACAGAUGAUGGUCAGCAUCUUCUUGUUACCAGCUUGUACAGUGAUAACAUAACUAUGAUGGAUCUGACUGGUAAUGUAAUGAACACAUUCAGCAACAGAGACUUGAAACAUGCUAGUGGCAUAUGUACUGACGGUAUAUGUCAGGUGUUUAUCUGCGGGUAUUACAGUACGACAGUUGUUCAGUUGGAACCUAAGCAGCAGAAGAUAGACGUGAUCCUGGGGGAGAAAGAUGGAAUCAAGAAUCCUGUUGCUAUUUGUUAUGACAGAAAGCAGUCGAGAGUAUUGGUCUCCUGUUAUAAAUCAAAUCUGUUGUUAGUAUUCAGUUUGAAAUAGAAUAAUAAAGAAUCAAAAGAAGAUCGUUGACAAUAUCGAUACGAUGAUUUUGAAUUUUGUAUUUCCUUAUCAUUAUGUGAUGAUUUUUGUAUUCCAGUAACUGUUUCUGUAUAUUUUAACGUAAAGCAUUGUCAUCACGAACACUUCAAUUAUAUCAUAACCCUGUUGUUCGAAACAUUUACCGGCUGGUCAACUAACCGCCUGUUAAUUUUUUAUUCAAAAUACUAGAAUUGGUGGGAAACACUAGUCUGGUGUUUUGAUUUUAUUGUACAGAUUUUUGAGUGUUCAUAGUUCUUACCUCAUACAUUUGUUUUUCAAAGUCUUCUGAAAUAGCCCUAAAAGUUAAUUAACCGUUAGUUUAAUCGCUUAUUAAAUUUUCGAAGGACUGGGCCCAGGUGUUAAGUUGUUCUAAAUAUAAAAUGUUAAUCAAACAGUUCAAUACAGGUAAAUGCAUUAACUCAGACCUCAUAUCAUAUAUAUGAUGAACUUUAAUUGAAUCAAAUAUAUAU
Mercenaria mercenaria is the source of this 2522-nucleotide messenger RNA. RefSeq lists its product as uncharacterized. The transcript is spliced from 2 exons. Gene Ontology annotation, biological process: positive regulation of DNA-templated transcription. NCBI's taxonomy places the organism in Eukaryota, Metazoa, Mollusca, Bivalvia, Venerida, Veneridae. Gene Ontology annotation, molecular function: ubiquitin-protein transferase activity. The record is from RefSeq and is a predicted model, not a curated record. Gene Ontology annotation, cellular component: nucleoplasm; chromatin. Bases 220 to 2013 code for a protein of 597 amino acids.